UAACACUAUAUCUAACUCGAUUAGUUUAAGGUGAUACAAACAACCGUUAGGUGAACAAAACAUGAUGCCAGAGUAUAAAAAUGGCUAUUGCCGCUUGUCAUAGCAUGGAAAUAUAUGAGUUUCUUCUAUCACCAAUGGUUUUUUUGCUAUGCUGAUUUUUGUUAAAAAAAACAGCGAUUGAAAUAUUAUUGUUAUAUUAUUUUAUUAACCAAAGAGUAGCAUAAAAUGUUACUGUCGAUGUUUGACGGCGAUAUUUUGUUUUUGGAGUACCCAUUAACAAUGCCAAGUCGUAUUCGGCAUAGCAGAAAUUUUCAGUCACAAGAUCUUUGUAAUUGUCAGCAUUCACAUUUCCAAUACAAUUUUUAACAACGCUUUCAAAUGUUUUAUCUUUCUUUAGUUCUCUUAUUUGCGGACCCACAAAUAUGCCUUCAUUAAUUUUUGCUUCACUGACUCUUGAAAUUUUUGUUUUAGAUACAAGAACCGUCUUCCAUUUCUGUUCAUUGCCUUAACAAAAUUCUUCAUUAAACCCAAUUUAAUAUGCACAAAGGCUGAUCUUUUUUGGGAUCAACUAGAGGUUCACUGGUAACACUCUUUUAUUUCGUAGUGAAUACCGCAAAAAGGGAGACCCCACAAUCUGCGCCAACUACCGUGAGAUAAGCCUCCUCAACAUCACGUAUAGUUCUAUCGAGCGUAUUGUGUGAAAGAUUAAAGCCCACAACAAACUGAUUGGACCGUAUCAGUGUGGGCUUAGACCUGGCAAAUCAACAACCGACCAGAUAUUCACCAUACGCCAAAUAUUGGAAAAGACCCGUGAAAGGAGAAUCGACACACACCAUCUCUUCGUCGCUUUCAAAACUGCUUUCGACAGCACCAAAAGGAGCUGCCUUUAUGCCGCGAUGUCUGAAUUUGGUAUCCCCGCAAAACUAAUACGGCUGUGUGAAGUGACGUUGAGCAAUACCAGAAGCUCCGUCAGGAUCGGGAAGGACCUCUUCAAGCCGUUCGAUAUCAAACGAGAUUUCAGACAAUGCGACUCUCUAUUGGACGGCUUCUUCAACCUGCUGCUGGAGUAAAUAAUUUGAGCUGCAGAACUGAAUAGAGCAGGUACAAUCUUUUAUAAGAGUAAACAGCUGCCGGCGUAUCGCGAUGAUAUUGAUAUCAUCAGCCUUAACACCCUCGCCGUUAGUUCUGCUUUCUCCAGACUGGCCAAGGAACAAAGCAAAUGGGUCUGGCAGUGAACGAGGACAAGAUGAAAUAUUCCCGGUCAUCAACCAAACAGUCGUCGCACUCGCAACUUGGCUCUCACGUCGCUGUUGACAGUCAUAACUUCGAAGUUGUAGAUAAUUUCGUCUAUAUUGGAACCAGUGUAAACACCACCAACAAUGUCAGCCUGGAAAUCCAACGCAGGAUAACUCUUGUCAACACGUGCUACUUCCGACUGAGUAGGCAAUUGAGAAGUAAAGUUCUCUCUCGACGAACAAAAACCAAACUCUAUAAGACACUCAUAAUUCCCGUCCUGCUAUAUGGUGCAGAGGCUUGGACGAUGACAACAACUGAUGAGUCGACGUUGCGAGUUUUCGAAAGAAAAGUUCUGGCCACGCCGCAUAUCACAUUCGUUGGUAUGAUGAGCUGUAUGAGAUAUGUAUAUGACGACAUUGACAUAGUUCAAAGAAUUAAAAGACAGCGUCUACGCUGACUAGGUCAUGUUGUCGGAAUGGACGACACUCCAGCUCUGAAAGUUUUCGAUGCAGUACCCACCCGGGGGGAAGCAGAGAAGGAGAAAGACCUCCACUCCGUUGAAAGGACCAGGUGAAGAAAAAGCGGGCUUCGCUUUGAAUAUCCAAUUGGCGCCACGUAUCGAAUAGAAGAAGCGACUGGCGCGCUGUUGUUACCUUGGCUAUAAAGCGGUGUCUACUCCAAUAAAGAAGAAUAAGUGAGUGCCUGCAGAACUUAAGCGAAGAAAGACCGAUUGAGACAACGUGUGAGGAGACGUAGAUCAUUGGCAUCAUACAAUCGCUUGGCAUUCCAGUAUGAUCCCACCAAGUGAUCCCGAUUCCAGCUAUUUUCUUCAACACUUCCUUGAAUACUAUAACUGCUUUCGCGUGACUUCCUUUGGAGCUAAUAUCAUUCGAGAAGGCGGCUUCUUGUCGACUUACAAGUAAAAAAUACAACACACAUUACCAAUCACUCACACCAACACAAUGAAUUGCAACACAUAACAACUACAUAUACACUACACCAUCACACAAUCAGAAGUUACACCGUGUUCUACAACAAUUGAUGGUUUGCAAUUACAGAUACAAGGACAAAUAUAUCAUUUGCGUGGUUCUAUGGUGCCAACACCAGAUGAACCGCAUCAAUUUCUGCAAAUAUAUUUCAUUUCGUCGAUGGUGGAUCAGCUGAAUAUGCGGUGCAAUAUGCAGGGAACACAACAGUUAAUUAGACGAAUUAUUGAACAGUUGCAAGCAUUUUUUCACGCUAAUAAUGCUGUAGUUAAUAUGUUCAAAACAGCAUUGGAACGAAUGCCAUCGGAUACGCACAAAUUUGUCAUAAGAGCGGAUCGCACCCCAAUAGGUGAACAUGUGCGAAGAUUCAAUGCACCCACCGUUAAUGAUGUUGCUGCAAUUAUUGUUGGCGAUCCAACUAAAUCACGAGACAUUGUCGUUCAGCGAAGAAGAAAUAUCAUGCAUCGUGUAAACGAGACACAUCGUUUGUACGAUGCGUUACAAUAUCCAAUCAUUUAUUGGCAAGGACAAGACGGAGACGACAUUACGUUGAAGAUGGUCGAUCCAAAUACAAGCAUAUCAACGAAUAAAAAUCUAAGCGCAAUGAAUUACUAUGCGUAUCGUAUGAUGAUUCGAACACAUGAGGAGAAUGUCAUUCUCAAGUGCCGUUGGCUAUUCCAGCAAUUCGCUGUCGACAUGUGUGUCAAAAUCGAGACCGAACGUUUAGCGUUCAUCUGAUUCAAUCAGGCAAAGCUACGAUCUGAGGACUAUAUACACUUGCGUAUUGCUAUUCAUUCAGAUGGUGAUGUUCAGAAUAUUGGGCGUCUGACCAUUCUCCCAUCAUCUUAUAUCGGAAGCCCACGCCACAUACACGAAUACGCUCAAGACGCUAUGACGUACGUGCGAAAUUAUGGAACUCCGAAUUUAUUUAUUACGUUCACAUGCAAUCCGAAGUGAACGGAAAUUUAACGUGAGUUAGAACCGGGCCAAAAACCGCAAGAUCGCCGUGACAUAAUCGCCAGAGUACUUCAGCAAAAACUCAAGGUUAUGAUGGAAGUGCUUACUAAGUAUCGAGUUUUUGGUGACACACGUUGUUAUAUGUACUCGGUGGAAUGGCAGAAGCGUGGACUAUCAUGCUCAUAUCCUAAUUUGGUUGUUGAACAAAUUACAUUCAAAUGAAGUGGAUGACAUCAUAUCAGCUGAAAUUCCUGAUCCAGUCGUUGAUCCCCAUCUACACGACAUUGAGGCGACAUAGAUGGUGCAUGGACCGUGCGGUGUUUUAAAUCCAUUAUCGGUUUGCAUGGCUGAUGGAAAGUGCACAAAACGAUAUCCGCGACCGUUAGUUGCUGAAAUAGUCAUAUGGAACGAUGGAUAUCCAGUUUUUCGUCGGCGUUCAAAAGAUGACGCACGGAAUUUCACAAUUCAAUCAAAAAUUGCUGGGGAUUUGGUGACAUACAAAUCCGUUGAUUCCAUAACAAAUCCCGAAUUAUCCAACGGAGUUUUUGAACUCUCUGGAGAUACUAGGAUUUCCACAUAACUUGCAACUCAAAGUUGGUACAGUUAUUAUAAUAUUGGGUAAUUUGAAUCCAUCGCGACUUUGCAACGGUACUCGACUUUCGGUAAACGUAUGCCGAAUUUGAUUGAGGCAACCAUUAUUAACGGAAAGUACGCAGGUGAAAUACCAAUGAUUCCGACUGAUCUUCCGUUUGACUGAUUUUGCGUUUAACUUCAAACGAUUACAAUUUCCAGUUCGCCUUGCGUUCGCAAUGACAACAAGUCGCAAGGCCAAUCGCUUAGUGUUUGCGGGACGUCAGUAUAAAUUUAGAAAAUCAUUUUUUUCACAUGGGCAGUUAUACGUUGCGUGUUCAGGAGUUGGGAAACCAUCCGCUUUGUUUGUGUUAACGUCAGACCAAAAAACAAAAAAUGUGGUUUACCAAAAAGCACUUCAAUGAAACGGAUAAUUUACAGACAUGUAUAAUGCUUCGAUUCAGUAUUUACUUUGGAUUCACUUUCAUUUACUUAGAGAAGUUCAACUAAAUAACACUUCACUUUUGUAAUCGAAAUGAGUUCAUUACUGUUGUGAAAUGAAAUAUAAUUUUUCCUUUUCAUAACAUAAAACAUAAAGCGAAGCCAUCUGAUGGCGAAACGGAGUUCGCCGGGUUUGCUAGUACCAAUAUAUUUCUUUUAUUUAUUUGAGGUCUCGAAUACAAAAAACUGAAAACAAGUGUUCAUAUUUGUCUUAAUUUUAACUCAAUACUCAUCCAAAAAAUAUAUAAUUUUGUUUUUUUACAUUUUCAUCGGUCAAAAUAAGGUUUCCCUUGUUGCCAACUACUUUUUUUUUUGUGAAAAACCUUACUAUUGUGAAUGAAAAAAAGCGAUGAACUGGCAAUGCCUCUAGUUCAGUAUAAAAGUUAUGAUAGCUUAAGCCAAGCCAACAUAAUUUUGUUGGAUAAGUCUUCCAUACAAAGUAAGCUAAUAGCAUAAUUUGCGGGUCGAAUAAAAUACGCCUAAUAUCAAACAUAGUAAUUUGAAUUAAUUGUAUCAAACGUGAUUUUAUCCUUGUAUCUUAAUAUUAACUUAUUACAUUCAAAAAAUCAACACUAGAUUUAUAAAAGCAAAACUAAUAUUUUAUAUAAAAAU
This is a messenger RNA of Bactrocera dorsalis (oriental fruit fly), 4862 nucleotides long. RefSeq lists its product as uncharacterized. Bases 2328 to 2960 code for a protein of 210 amino acids. The record is from RefSeq and is a predicted model, not a curated record. The transcript has 2 exons. NCBI's taxonomy places the organism in Eukaryota, Metazoa, Arthropoda, Insecta, Diptera, Tephritidae.